GAUACUGAAGCUGGUGUUGUGUUCUGAGAGCCUCCAAAUGGCACCCUGGACGCUCCGAACUGUGCUCGUAUGUGCUGUUUUGGCUGCAGCAGUUGGAACAGUCCGCUGCUCGACAGGCUGCAGUUGUACGCAGGAGAAGGUUGCCUUCACGCUGACUCGCUCGACCGACGAAGGCAGAAUCACCGGCUACAAUGACGACCUGAUCGUGACGUAUGACCACGUCAUCACUGACGUAGGAGGCAGCUUCUCGGGCCUAAAGAACCCCUCUGUCUUCACGUGCAAGGUGCCUGGCGUCUACAUGUUCAGUUUUACAGCUCUGGCGCAGAAGCAUCACUCUGCCUACAUCAAGCUUCUGAAGAACGGACAGUUUCAGACGGCGUUGUGGGCGGGGCGUGUCCAGGGUAACCAUGGCAGCGGCUCCAGCACAGCCGUACUGCACCUGCGCAGAGGGGACAGGGUGUGGCUGGCCAUCGGGUCGCCUGGAUACUACGCGUUGCAUAGCAACGAGAACCGCUUCGCCACAUUCACCGGCGUUCUGUUGUACCCCGACUAA
This is a messenger RNA of Branchiostoma belcheri (Belcher's lancelet), 553 nucleotides long. Its product is annotated as complement C1q tumor necrosis factor-related protein 4-like. Gene Ontology annotation, molecular function: protein binding. NCBI's taxonomy places the organism in Eukaryota, Metazoa, Chordata, Leptocardii, Amphioxiformes, Branchiostomatidae. The record is from RefSeq and is a predicted model, not a curated record. Bases 38 to 553 code for a protein of 171 amino acids. The transcript is spliced from 5 exons.